AUGAAAUUGGAAUCGCUACCAAACGAACUCUUAUUAGAUCUAUUUAAAUAUUUUUCUACUGUUCAACUUCUACGUUCUUUUAAUGAUCUCAAUUCUCGUUUUAAUAAUCUUCUAUUUCAUGAUUUUCGUGAUUAUCAUCUGGAUUUUCGGUCUAUAUCUCGAGAUAAUUUUAAAAUUCUUUGUCAACAAUAUCUUCCAGUAAUUAUCGAUCAGGUUAGUUCACUUCGUCUAGCAAAUGAUGAUGAUGAUAGUCCACAACAAAUAGAUCUCUUCUUUUCACAUGUCAGUUCGACUGAUGAUAAUGCUGAUUAUGAUCUUCAAAUCUUACUUAAUGAAGCACAUUGCCUGUACUCAUUAGAAAUUACAUCAUGGCCUUCAUCGCUAAUACCUCUAGUCAAAAAUACGAGUAAAUCGGUCCGACGGCUUGACUUGCGUCAGCUAACAAUUUGUCAUCAACAAGAUUCCAAUUCAUCUUCUAGGACACAAAACUAUCGUAAAUUUGGUUGUUCACGAUUAGGCAUUCAAUGCGAAAUACUUCGAAUUGCUACUGAAUCUGAAGCAGAUAUAUUAGCACUUGUGGAUACAAUGACUAAUAUUCGAGUAUUGUACACUACAUGUACAUCUGAUAUAUGGAAAUAUGCCGAUAAUGUAUCUUCAUCGAAAAAAUUCGAAUUUAUUGAAUUAUUGAAAUCUUCGUUACCUUCUACGUCUAUAAUUACAAGAGUUUCAGGCCUUUAUGGGUUUCUUCAAUUAUGGUUUCGUUGA
Molecule: messenger RNA, 765 nt
Organism: Rotaria sordida
Lineage: Eukaryota; Metazoa; Rotifera; Eurotatoria; Philodinida; Philodinidae
Source: the annotation of a GenBank genome assembly